Pararge aegeria (speckled wood butterfly) is the source of this 1178-nucleotide messenger RNA. RefSeq names its product F-box only protein 7-like. Gene Ontology annotation, biological process: positive regulation of autophagy of mitochondrion; autophagy of mitochondrion. Bases 97 to 948 code for a protein of 283 amino acids. The transcript has a single exon. Gene Ontology annotation, molecular function: protein kinase binding. Lineage: Eukaryota; Metazoa; Arthropoda; Insecta; Lepidoptera; Nymphalidae. The record is from RefSeq and is a predicted model, not a curated record.
UUCCUGAAAACAAAAUCAAAAUCAAAAUACAUUUUAAGAGGUUGAAACCUCAAGUUGUAUAAAAAAUUGAUAGAGUAUAUACUAGCAUGGUCCACGAUGAAUUUGGCGCUAGAUGAAAGUACACAAGAGAGACUGCCUCAAAUACUUGAAGAUAUUUUAAAAAGAACAUUAAUCGGCGAGAAAUCUAAUAAAUUAAAAGAAACAGAUAUAUUUCUUAUUUUGGUUGUUGUUUUGCUAUCGGAAAAUGGUUUUUUAUUAAUGAAAAACCAUAAUACAAAAGAUUCACAAUGUUUGCAACAUAUUGAUAACACAAAUUUGUCUACAUGGAAAAUAUCUACUGGGGUGCAUGAAAUAUCAUUUGUAUUGAGUGGUUAUAGUGACAUUAUAAUUAAAUUAGUGUUAUGUGCUCUUGGACGUACUAGUCUAAUAAAUGUGGUUAUUAGUGAUUUGAAUCCUGAAGUUUAUUCAGUAGGUUUUCUUGUAAAUCAUUAUAUUGUGGAUCCAGAGGCUUCGACUAUCCCAAUGAUGUUCCACAACUUGAAACAUCUAUCUGACACAUUUAAAAAUAAAAUAAUAACCCCAGUUAAAAGCACAAUAUUGAAUUAUUAUGGCUUUUCUGGUGCAAGUUUGAAGGGUUUGCCUGAAGAGCUAAUGUUCAAUUUAUUGUUAUUAUUGCCAGUUUCUGACAUUAUUAAUGUUGCAAAAACAUGUAAAAAAUUCUUUAUAUUAUUAAAUAAUGAAAGUUUUUGGCAUAAGUUAUUUUUGAGAGAUUUUCCACAUAAAGUUGGUACAGCAGGCAGUCUAGAAUGGAAAAUAUCUUAUAGAAUUGUGUAUAUUGCACAUCAAGAAUCUGUACGUCGAGUCAGGAAUUUGAGGAGCUCAAUGAUGGACUUAAGGGAUCGUUAUGAUUAUACAUCAUCAUAUCCGAUCAUGGAUAUCAUAUUAUAAUAAUAUUAAAAUUGAGCUGUUAUGUAUGAUUUCUUUACUUUUUAUACAUAAUAUUUGUAACUGUGGUGCUUCUAUUUCACCUUUUAUAAUCAACUAAUCAUUCAAUCUCACAUAACAAAAGGUUGUUAAUUUUAAGCAAUAAGUUUUCCUAAAUACUCGAAGUAACUUCUUUGAAACAGCGAUGUAAAACAGUGUGAAGUAUAAAGGUUAUUAAAUUGGAUUUAGCAAAA